AUGUUGAGUCGGAGUUGGAUGUGGCUCGGCCUCGUUGCAGGCUCAACAUCUGCCCUGCACUUGGCAACAGCGACAGCGCCGCCAGCAACAAUAGCGACAUAUAUCCCGGCUGCGUCCUUGAUCUUCAGGCGAGACGAGUCCUGCCCUGCCAACACAUUCCGAUGCUCGGAGGAGCUCGGCCAGCGUUUCAGCGACAUCUGCUGCCAGAACGGACAGACGUGCGCUCUCGACGCCGAUGAUCAACCAGCUUGUUGUCCCUCUGGCGCGGUGUGUACUGGAACGGCCCCAUCCGAGGCGCCUACUGGCGACGCAACCGCUCCCGUGUCCUACGUCCCGAACUCCUACUUUGCCUUCCCGUACGCCGCGACGACAUUCUCGAAUGAUGGUUCUUGCACUUCGGCCGUCGACGCUUGCGAAGAGAACUACGACAGAUGUGUCAGUUACCUCGAGGAUGGUGGUCAAUAUGGCGUGACCAUUGUUGUGCCCGGCGGCGGAGGUACUACAGUUGAGGGCGGCGGACAGGCCCUGGGCCCAUCGGCAACCGAGGUGUGCUCAAGCCUGAGCUCUCGUGCCUGCGGGAAACUCGAGAAGAGCGACUGUGGCGACUACGGGAAUGCUGCUUCGUCCAACAACCUCGAGUCGUGGCUCGCAGGCAUUGGCGCGGCCAUUGCCAUGCUCAAUGUGUUGGCUUAA
This is a messenger RNA of Fusarium keratoplasticum, 693 nucleotides long. RefSeq lists its product as uncharacterized. NCBI's taxonomy places the organism in Eukaryota, Fungi, Ascomycota, Sordariomycetes, Hypocreales, Nectriaceae. The coding region runs from base 1 to 693 and encodes 230 amino acids. The transcript is spliced from 2 exons. The record is from RefSeq and is a predicted model, not a curated record.